AUGACCGAAUACGCACAGUUCCAGCAAUCCCACCACGGGCACGCGCCUGCGCAUAUUCAGAGCUACGGCAGCAACCCGAGCCCUGCAGGCGGGAACCCUUCCAUAACCUCACCUACGCAGCAGCAGAUGCAACAAUUUCAGCAGACAUCGCCCAUCUUGCCGUCACAAGGCUAUGGCCAUGGCGGCGCGCCGCACCCGCAACAUCCUCAGCAUCAUCAGCAGAUGAACUUUCCCCAGCAGCAGUACAUGACGGGCAUGCAAAAUCCGUACCUGGCCUCGCAGCAGCAACAGCAGCAGCAGCAACAGGCAGCAGCAAUGGCAACGGCAGCUGCGGCAGGCCCGGCCGGAUACUACGAUCAAAGCGCUAUCCCAGGCCAACUGGCACAAGACCCGCGCGCAUCCCCACGCAUGUCCGUCUCUCAGAUGAAGAAUGACGGCCGUGUUGCCCCACGGUCCCCAACCAACGUCAACAAUGCUAUGAACAGUGCGCUUCCUUCGCAGGUUCAGAUGACACCGACUCAGAUGCAACAAAGACGGAUGAGCACUCAAAUCAGCAGCCCUGCGAUGCAGCACCCACAGCCCGUCAUGAGCCACGGAGGUCCACGGCCUUCAGUGCCCCCGCAAAUGGCCCAGCAACCCCAACACCAACAAUCACCAGAGCUCGUAUCAGGGGGUCCCCAAGUUGAGGAGGCACCUCUCUACGUCAACGCUAAGCAAUUCCACCGCAUCUUGAAGAGACGACUUGCGAGACAAAAACUCGAAGAUGCACUCCGCCUGACAUCCAAGGGACGCAAACCGUACCUGCACGAGUCCAGGCACAACCAUGCCAUGCGUCGUCCGCGUGGUCCUGGCGGACGCUUCCUCACUGCAGAAGAGGUGGCUGCCAUGGACAACGGCCAGAAAGGUGAAGGCGAAGACGGCAACAAGGAGAACACAUCCAUGCCCCCCAAGUCUGGUAGCGCUGGACCGAAGCGAAAGGCUUCGUCUUCCCAACUCAAGGGAACACCAGACGUCAAGAAAAACAAGGCAGGUGCUGUACAGCGUCACAGCACUAGUGAGGAUGACGAGGAGGAGGAUGAAGAUGAUGGCGAAGACGAUAGCUGA
Messenger RNA from Bipolaris victoriae FI3, 1104 nucleotides. RefSeq lists its product as hypothetical. Gene Ontology annotation, biological process: regulation of transcription by RNA polymerase II. The record is from RefSeq and is a predicted model, not a curated record. Gene Ontology annotation, molecular function: DNA-binding transcription factor activity, RNA polymerase II-specific; RNA polymerase II cis-regulatory region sequence-specific DNA binding. The transcript has a single exon. Gene Ontology annotation, cellular component: CCAAT-binding factor complex. NCBI's taxonomy places the organism in Eukaryota, Fungi, Ascomycota, Dothideomycetes, Pleosporales, Pleosporaceae. Bases 1 to 1104 code for a protein of 367 amino acids.